GCGAAAGCUCGAACACCGCUGCUGGGCUGGAGACGGCGGGAGCUGCCGCCGGCAAGUUGAAGUUACUGAGGACCGGUUUUCCCGGAGCCGCGCGGUACGGAGGCCGGAAUCAUGACCGGCGAAGUGGAUUCUGAGGUUAACCUGGAAGUCAGUGAUCUAAAAUUCGCUUCACAAGAAGCAGCAGACAGUCCCAUAGACAGUGGACAGGGCAGCUUUGAAACACUCGAGACCCUGAGUGAAAAAGAUUCUGACGAAGAGAUAUUUGUGAGUAAGAAACCGAAGGGCAGGAAAGUGCUGCAGGACAGCGAUUCGGAGGCUGAGGACACAGAUGUGGCUCCAGAGGUGCCCACCUAUGGCAGCGCGGAGAAUAAAGAGAACUUGCACUCGGGAGAGAGCAGGAAGCACAAAAGCAUCUCUAAGACUCUGGCCGACAGCGAUGAGAGUAACCUGGAGGGAACUGUGUGUCAGGAGAGCCCUGGAACUCCAGAGACGCCUUCCUUAGAACUGAACCACCAGUCUGGACGCCCCACGGAUCUCACCCCUGACAGAAAGCUAGCCAAAAACCUCUCCAGAGAAGGAGCUGAAGGAAAAGCAAAACUGAAAUCCAAGAGAAGACUCGAGAGAGAGGAGAGAAUGGUGGAAAAAAUUCGGCGGCUGAAGAAGAAGGAGACAAAACAUGAGGAAAGCGUUGCAGACCAGCCGCUUAAUGACAGUGGCUGUCUUCUUGAAGACAGUGAUCUUUUUGAAACAGGUUUGGAAGAAGAGAACGACUCUCCAAUGGAAGAUGAAGAGUCAUUAGAGUCGAUAAGGGCAGCCGUGAAGAACAAAAUGAAAAAUCACAAGAAAAAGGAACCAUCUCUGGAGAGUGAGGCGUUUUCAUUAGAAGAGGAAAAUGAGUUAACUAAAGGCAGUGGGAGGAAGGAAAGAAAGGCAGCAAAGUUAAGUAAGGAAGCAUUAAAAAAGCUACACAGUGAGACCCAGCGUCUUGUCCGAGAAUCUGCACUUAAUCUUCCAUAUCAUAUGCCUGAGAAUAAAACCAUUCAUGAUUUCUUCAAACGUAAACCUCGGCCCACUUGCCAGGGAAAUGCCAUGGCCCUGCUGAAGUCGUGUAAGUAUCAGUCAAGCCAUCACAAGGAAACCAUAGCCACAGCAGGUGCAGCAGAGAUGACCGCUGAUGACCCCAGCAAAGGCACUGAGCGGACACCAGGUACAGAAAUCGCAACGGGUACUAAUGUCUUACCUGAGGUCUCAGAAGAAGCUGAGAUCACCACUGGGUCAGAUGAAGCUCGGUCAGAGGAGCUGGUAAGACAUGGAGAGCUGGAAAUUGAGGAGCCCGAGAAGCACAUUGAAGACAGACCUUCUCCUGGGGACAGAUCAGCGUCACAGCAGGAAUCCCCCAUCUCCAGGAACAAGGCCAAUGAGGAAUGUCAGGUUGGAGAACUCACAGCAUCUGACCCUCAUGCCCUGGAGGGAGAAAAACUGAAAAAAACAGAAGAAACAGAUUCAAAAGAGGAACAGACAUUACAAAAGACUAAAUUGUCAGCAGUGGCACCCCCUGAAAAGGUGAGAAGAUUCACCGUGGACCGACUUCGACAACUGGGAGUGGAUGUCUCCAUUCGGCCUCGGCUGGGUGCUGAUGAAGAUUCCUUUGUGAUACUUGAUGAACCUGAAACGAAUAGAGAACUGGAAGCCCUGAAGCAGCGUUUCUGGAGGCAUGCUAAUCCAGCAGCCACUCCCAGGGCUCGUCAGGUGGUGAAUGUGAACAUCAUAGUAAAGGACUUGGGCAGUGACGGCAAGGAGGAGCUAAAGACAGAUGUGGUGCCCGUGACAUUGGCAGCUGAGAAGCUGGAUGAAGCAAGCCACACAAAACCAGGUGAAAAACUGCAGGUACUAAAAGCUAAAUUGCAGGAGGCAAUGAAACUCCGGAGGCUUGAGGAGCGGCAAAAGCGCCAAGCAUUAUUUCAAUUAGAUAAUGAAGAUGGAUUUGAAGAGGAAGAGGAAGAAGAAGAAAUGACAGAUGAGUCUGAAGAAGAUGGAGAAGAGGAGGUAGAAGAGGAGGAUCAAGACACUCAGGAGACUACAGAAUUUCUUCUUGGUAAUGAAGAUACAGAAACCAAAGAUGAAAAGGAGACAGACAAAGAAAAUACAGAUGGCAGUAGUGAAAUUGGCAAGUGUGUUGAUCUCUCUGUUCCCAAGCCUCUCUCCUCAGACUCCACCUUACUUCUGUUUAAGGACAGCUCUUCCAAGACAGGUUACUUUCCUACUGAAGAAAAAUCAGAAACUGAUGAACACUUGGGCAAGCAGUCUGACAAACUGGAUGAAGAUGACUUGUGUUCACUGCUAACAAAGGAGAGCAGCCACAAUAGCAGCUUUGAGCUGAUUGGCUCCACAAUUCCAUCCUAUCAGCCUUGCAACAGACAAACAGGCCGUGGGACCAGUUUUCUUCCUACAGCAGGAGGAUUCAGGUCCCCUUCCCCUGGACUGUUUCGAGCCAGUUUGAUCAGCUCAGCUUCGAAGAGUUCAGGAAAACUGUCUGAGCCUUCACUUCCCAUAGAGGAUUCCCAGGAUCUGUACACCGCCUCCCCAGAGCCUAAGACACUUUUCCUAGGGGCAGGAGACUUCCAGUUCUGUUUAGAAGAUGACACUCAGAGCCAACUGUUGGAUGCAGAUGGAUUUUUAAACAUUAGGAAUCACCGGAAUCGAUAUCAAGCUCUGAAGCCUCAGUUGCCACUGGCCAGUAUGGAUGAGAAUGCCAUGGAUGCCAACAUGGAUGAGCUGCUGGAUUUGUGUACUGGGCAGUUUACUUCUCAGUCUGAAGAGAAAUGUCAACCUAGGAAAACUGACAAAAAGGAAAACAUGGAGGAACUUCUGAAUCUUUGCUCGGGCAAAUUUCCUUCUCAAGAUGCCUCCUCUAUGGCUCCACUGGAGCUGAGCAAGCAGGAGAAGGAGAGCAGCGUGGAUGAUCCUAUGGAAGAGGCACUUGCUCUUUGCUCAGGCUCUUUCCCAACAGACAGGGAGGAAGAGGGUGGAGAGGAGGAAUUUGGAGACUUUCAGCUUGUUUCAAAGGAAGAUGGAUUUGCUAGUGAUGAGGAUGAACACAGUGACUCCGGUGAUGAAGAGCUGGCCCUGGACCAGGAUGAUGAGGCCCUGGAGGAUGAUGAGGAAGAGCUCCUAAAGCAAUCUGAGAAGAUGAAAAGGCAAAUGAGAUUACAGAAAUACCUGGAAGAUGAGGCGGAAGUGUCAGGAAGUGAUGCGGGAAGCGAAGAUGAGUAUGAUGGGGAAGAGAUUGACGAGUAUGAGGAAGACGUCAUCGAUGAAGCGCUUCCUUCUGAUGAGGAGCUGGAGAGUCAGAUCAAGAAGAUCCACAUGAAAACCAUGUUGGAUGAUGACAAGCGACGGCUGCGGCUAUACCAAGAGAGGUACCUUGCUGACGGAGAUCUGCACAGCGAUGGGCCUGGACGAACGAGAAAAUUCCGAUGGAAACACAUAGAUGACACCUCCCAGAUGGAUCUGUUCCACAGAGACUCUGAGGACGAGCAGGUUGAAGAGCAACUUGACGAGACUGAAGCCAGGUGGAGAAAGGAGCGAAUCGAACGAGAGCAGUGGCUUCGGGAACAGGUUCAACAGGGGAAGAUUGCUGCUGAAGAAGAGGACAUUGGGGAAGACAGUCAGUUUAUGAUACUAGCCAAGAAAGUUACAGCCAAAGCGCUGCAGAAGAAUGCCAAUCGUGCUGUGGUUGUUCAGGAAUCAAAGUCUGUGCCCAGUAACCCUUUUGAAACCAUCAGACCAGGAAGUGCUCACCAGCUGAAGACGGGUUCCUUGCUGAACCAGCCCAAGACUGUGCUUCAGAAACUUGCUACCCUGUCUGACCUCAACCCCAGCGCUCCCCGAAACUCAAGAAACUUUGUCUUCCAUACACUUUCUCCCACCAAGGCAGAGGCAGCAAAGGCAUCGUCUAAGCCUCAGGUGAGAAGAAAGGGGCCAUCAUUAAUGAUGUCACCGUCCCCAAAACGGCUAAAGACAGAUAAUAGCAGUCCAGGCCCAAAGCGAAGCAUCUUCAGAUACUUGGAAAGCUAACACUAUUCAGGAUGCCAGCAUCUGCUAAAAUUGCUCCAAGUAGGUCUGGCCCCCAAUGUGGGACUGACGUUUGCGCCAAUGACCUCUCUCCUUCCCUUGGAUGCAUUGUGGGCAGAGUUUCCAGUUCUUCCUGCCACGGCUCUCGAUAGCAGUUUUCUUUCCUGGUGUUAUUUUCCAGUUCGGCCACUAUUCUUAUCACUACAGUUUCCAGCAGCGACUUACAGAAUAAUUGAAGUCUCAGUUCUUCUGUUCCGCACUUGACAUUUUUCUUAGCAGUUUCCUGGGUCAACACCACUUUGAAUUGAGGUGUUUGGAGGAGGAAGAAAGUGUGGCAUUAUAGAAAAUUACAGAAAGCACUGCAAGCCAGUACUGGGAUGACUCCUCCACACCCACGCGACCCGUAGCAUGGUAACCAGGACUCAGUGCGAGUGACUUAGAUGGAGGACCUGGGAACCGCCCAGCCGGCUGGUGCAUCAUCAGUCUUGCUCCUUCUGUGUUUCCUGCAAGCGUCUAGCCUUGAUGUCUAAUUAACCUUUACUACCUUUGACAGAAGGACGUGAGCUGGUACCGAGUUCACUUUCUGGAGCGUGGGAGGAAGAUGAAGGUUAUACCCGGUGUCCACCCACACUGGGUAGUCUGUGGAAGACAGACCUUCCCUGGGACUAGAGGCUCAAAGCACUUGUUUGUGAGCCUCUCCUCUGCCAACAAGAAGAAACCUGACCGCUAUUUAUUGCAUCUCUUGGGCUGAGUAUGUUGCCCUCACCAGUCAGAGAGCGUUUUAAUAGUUCAUCCCUAAUAUUGAGAGCAGACCUGUGGACUUUAAUAAAACAUUGAAGAGAACUGCCGUCACUCACCUUCUGUGACCUGCCACUGGGCUUCCAGAAGUAUAGACCAAUUGUCCCCCUCAGGAUUGAACUCAGUGCUGCUUUGCAAAAGCCAUUCCAGUAUCGAAAGCUGAGCAUGGGAAGGUGGGGGAGAUUGUGUCUGUCUUUUAUUGAGAGACAUAAAACAGCCAAUUUAAUUGAUGAAAUUAAGAUGUAGGUUUUCUUUUCAUUGCUAGGGUUUUUUGUUUUCUAAUACUCAGGAUGCUGACUUUUACAGAACACACAUUUGUAUAUUUGUAAUCUUGUAAUGGGAGAGUGUGUAUAAAGCUGUUUUAAUAUGUAUGUAGGUUUUCAAUAAAUCUCAUUGCCCUGAGGGCAGGGUUUGCUGUCCAGCGAGAGUGCUCAUUCCUAGGUCAGUCAGUGCCCAAGCUCAGACAGUAUUUGAUCUUCAGGAUGUUUCACUCCCAGGAAAUUCUAUGUCCAGAAUAACAGUGUGCUGCCUUUGCCCUUCGCUGCCCUCCAUCCCUCUGGAGUGGUCUGAAUGCAGUGCUGGUCGGGGGAGAGC
Messenger RNA from Alexandromys fortis (reed vole), 5466 nucleotides. It is a transcript of the gene Clspn, whose product is annotated as claspin. Gene Ontology annotation, molecular function: anaphase-promoting complex binding. The transcript is spliced from 25 exons. The record is from RefSeq and is a predicted model, not a curated record. Gene Ontology annotation, biological process: mitotic DNA replication checkpoint signaling; mitotic G2 DNA damage checkpoint signaling; activation of protein kinase activity. The coding region runs from base 112 to 4077 and encodes 1321 amino acids. Lineage: Eukaryota; Metazoa; Chordata; Mammalia; Rodentia; Cricetidae.